AUGUCCUCAGAAGAACCCAAUCCAAAUCCAAACCCCAACCCCGAACCCGGCCCCCGCGCCAUCCGCCUCCAUCAAGUAUACACCGGCGCCCUCACCCGCACGCUCGACAAGCUCUCCUACGAAAACAUAGCGACCUGCUACCCGACGAUAUCGCGACGCGCCGCCCCCAUCCUGCACCAGGUCCACGCCCAGAUGGUGGAGCGGCUGAAGGAGAAGUGCGACAAGGAAUUCGACUCGAUCCUCGCGACGCGCGACGUGGUGCGCAAGAUGAAUGAUUUGGAGGGGCUGAUUGCUGAUGCGGAGGAGCGGAGGGCCAGCGGGAAGAGUGAGGAUGUUCCUACGCCACCGCACUUACUACCACCAAACGAAGUACUAGCAGCCCACCUGUCACCGCACCUCAUCGAGCAAAGGGGCCAGCUCAACGCGCAGCUGCAGACGACACAAGCGCAGAACAAUGUACUAGCAGAACAUGUGAGGGCGCAGAGGGACGAGAUUGAGCUUCUGCUGGACAAGUUGGAGGCUGCGGUGGAGGAUGUACGGUGUGCGAAUGGCGUGUUGGGCGGGGUGGUGGGUGAGUUGGCGGGUGAGGCGAGGGGGAUUGAUAAACAGAUGGAGGAGGAGCGCCGAUGA
Messenger RNA from Pochonia chlamydosporia 170, 630 nucleotides. RefSeq names its product Nnf1 protein. Gene Ontology annotation, cellular component: MIS12/MIND type complex. The record is from RefSeq and is a predicted model, not a curated record. The coding region runs from base 1 to 630 and encodes 209 amino acids. The transcript is spliced from 2 exons. Gene Ontology annotation, biological process: chromosome segregation. NCBI's taxonomy places the organism in Eukaryota, Fungi, Ascomycota, Sordariomycetes, Hypocreales, Clavicipitaceae.